Messenger RNA from Hemibagrus wyckioides, 3176 nucleotides. RefSeq lists its product as uncharacterized. NCBI's taxonomy places the organism in Eukaryota, Metazoa, Chordata, Actinopteri, Siluriformes, Bagridae. The record is from RefSeq and is a predicted model, not a curated record. Bases 269 to 2806 code for a protein of 845 amino acids. Gene Ontology annotation, molecular function: protein binding. Gene Ontology annotation, cellular component: plasma membrane. The transcript has 18 exons. Gene Ontology annotation, biological process: T cell receptor signaling pathway; protein localization to plasma membrane; integrin-mediated signaling pathway.
UAUCAUGCCUGAGGGAAAACGGUGUAAAAAUGUUUUAUCCAAACCAUUUUAACCCAAUAAUUAGCCCAGUGCACGCAUCAGUGCGCGUUCACGGGACUUCGAGGACGCGCGCGCAUUAAUUGGCGACGAAUGCGCGCAUGCACGAGCUUUUUUUUGAGUGAGUGGUUUGUUAGUGAAGACGCGGAUGCGGUGUCCUUCUCUCCAAAUUGUGAUUAUUAUUAUUAUUAUUUUUAUAACUACUAUUAGUACAUGAAGAGAAGAAAUAAGAAUGGAGGCUGCUAUUGAUUUCAAAUCCCUUCGGGCCAAGUUUCAGGAGGGGAGCCAUGUGAAAGAUAGGCCCGUAGUUCUGGAUAAACCAAAACGCUUUCCACCUAUAGCAAAUCGUUCCAGUUCUUUACCCAUGUCUGCAGUGGAGGGAAAAAAUCCAGCCAUCCUACCCUUUAACGUAAGAGAUGACCAAAAGAUGCUAUCGGUCAAACGACCCAGUGUUGUGCCGUCUUCUUUUUUUCCACCCGACACGAACGGCAUUGGGAGUGGAGUUUCAAGACGCUCACUCAAAGAUCGCCACUUGCCUCUUGUGCUGCCUACAUCCUCUUCCUCCUCUUCUAACAAUCCAAAGCAAGAGGACAGUGCUCCCUCUAAGCUGGUUACGUCACCAAUCAAGUGCAAGAAGAAGGCCAUGCCGGCGCCAUUCAAGCCCGCCAAGUUCACCAAGUCCAUUAAGGACAUUCUGGAAAAUGCUGAACAUCCUGAAAGUAGCAAGUCUGAACGGAACACUGUGGAGAACGGAUUCAGCCACCACAAUGGGGGGUCAAACCCGGGGUCAUCCUGUUCAAGCCCAGAGCAUCCAUUGACACCUUCGCCUACAGCCGAUGAUCCAUCUAACGUGGGUAGCAUUCCUCACGUCCUCAGCACUCUGGAGAGAGCCAAGAAAAGGUUCUCACCCAAGAACCUCCUGGUCUAUACCCGACCCAAGAGCUUCUACUCCAGUAAAGGGCUUCUGGAGAGUCCCCCUCCUCCUCCUCCUGUAGAGUAUGAAAACAUUCACUGUGAUGCAGAAUCUUCAUCUGUCAGGUUAGGAUAUUGGCCUACUAAUUCGCCAACUAUCACUGCCCGAAGUCUACCACAAUCCAAUGGUAUGAAUCAGAGACCAGGACCUGUUUUGCACCUGAAUGGUGAUAUGAAGCCUGUAUGGCCUGGUGUCCAUCUUCCUCCUCUUGUCAAAGCUUUGCCAGACAUAACCUCAUUGGGAUUGAUGCCCAAGAAACCACCAAGACCACCACAUGUUGAUUUGAGUGCUUACAGGACCCAUGAGCUGGAAAACACAACUGAAAAUGCCUCCAUGAUAAUGGCUCUUGGUUCUGAAGCUGUGGCUGCUGAGAAUGAACCAACACCACCUCCACCUCUUCAGUUUGACACUCCUCACUUCCUAGAAUUUGCCAGUUCUGUAUUAGAAGCUUUAAACACCAAUGAAAUUAAUCUUGCUGCUCUGGAGAUGGAGCCUACAGACAUCAGUGCCCCACCACCUGGACCUGAUGACGCGAAAGAUAGCAGUCUUCACAACAAUGUGAAUCAGAAGCAUGGUACAGGUCCUCUGGACCUUGCGGAUGCUAAUCUGCAGGAAUUCAGUUUAGGACAUGUAGCUGAUUCCCAGUCAGUCACAGCAUGUGAUGCUCAGCUCCAGGAAGCUGUUACUGCUGAGAUCUUGAUGACUUUUCCUCAGAACAUACUGACUGAUUCCCACAUGAGCAGCGAAGUUCCAUCUGAACCAAGCAUCAUCCAGAAGGAUGAUCAUUAUGAAGUCUGUGACAAUGUCUAUGAAGAAGUGGAGUCAAUCAGCAAAUUCAAUUUCGGGCAAAGCUCCCGCAAAAGGAAAGGAGCUCCGAAGAAUCCCUAUGCGGAGUCUCCAGGGAAGGAGGAAACUCGCAAAAGUGUAUGGCAUGUCACACAGGUGAUGAAUGUGACUUCUGAACCCAGUGGUGUGACCCCUGCUGUUUGGGACAGUGGUGCAUCAGUCAAGAAGGAGCGCUGGAGCCCUGACCACCAUGAUGAGAAAGAGGCUCGGAAGAGAGAGAAGCAGCGACUGGAGCGAGAGAAGAAGGAGCAGAAAGAGAAGGAGAAAAAAGAAAACGAGAUGAAAAAGAAGUUUAAAAUCACCGGACAGGAGGAGCCCAUGUAUCAUGCUCGCGUGCUGCUGGCCAGCAAACUGCGCAAGCACGACCUGCAGGUGAAGAGCGGAGACACGGUCAGCAUCAUCCGCACCACCAACUGCCCUAAGGGCAAAUGGCUGGCCAGGGACUCGCAGAACAAGUAUGGCUAUAUUUCAGUAAUGAAUGUUGAGUUGAAUAUGAAGGAGAUGUUGGAGUUGGGGAAGCGAGCCUCGCAGGCUAUCGGGAGAGGACAUGGUGAGGCCGACACACUCAGCCUCAGUAGCAGGUCUUCACACUACAACCCGGUUCUCACAAGCAGCUUCACUGAUGACAGUGAGGAGUGGACCGCUGAUGAAGAUACUCUCUCUCAUUUAGCAGAAACAUUGUGUUCAAACAGAGCGGCCUCCUUGCCUGACAUGUUUAACGCCAUGGGCAGUGAUCACCAUACUCCGAGCGCAGGCAGUGUGGAGGACAUCCCCUCACAAGUGAAUCAUGAAGCUCUCAAGAAGCUUGCAGUUUUCUUCCAGAACACCAGAGAUGAUCUGAACCCUGCGCCCGAAAUCCCAGAGCCCAUUCCUACCAGCGAGGAUGACCAGUUCAGUUUCACAGACGUCGAGCUGCUGCCUCCUCCUGAACUCUACGCUGACUAUGCAUGAUCCAUCAGUUUGUGGUGUUCUCAGACAUUUGUGACUCUCUGGAUCUCCACACUGCUCAUGUUUGUUUUAUUUUCUUCAGAUAAACAAUACAAUUUCUACAACAUACUCCAGGAAUCCUGUCAUCACUCAGGAUAAACAGUCCUUGAACUCUUCUAGCCAGAAGUGUGUGUGUGUGGUUUAACUUCAGCUGUAAAAGAAAGCAGUGUUAAUAAGAGUGAGAAAAGGACUUAGCACUUAAUGGGUGUGUAUUAAUUGUGAGAAAAAAUGUUACACCUGGUUUGGGCUGUGAAGAAUUUGCACCAUUUUGUAUGAUCUAGCUUUGUGUUUUUCAGUUAAACACCGUUUUGUUCGAGAUUCUGCAUUAUUUGUU